AUGGGAAUUUACGACGAAUGCGUGGACGUGCGUCAUCCGGUGAUAGGACAGUAUUGCUUGUCCGAAAUAAAUCUAAGACCAUCGAUGGGCAGAGAUUACAGUUUCAACAGAACGGACAAUCUAGACGAUUUUGGGAAUAAUAAUGCCUGGAAAACAAUACUCGGGUGGGGCGAUUAUCCGGACAAAGUGAAACGAAACAGAUUGAAUUUAGGAAUAUGCAUUCCGGAUUCAUGUUCGGCAUUAGACCUGCAAACUUCAUUACAAAACGAACUGGACAAAGUGUUCACGCCAGAAGAGAUCGAGGCCGUUGUCAAAGUGGAUCCGAUCAUGUGCACUGUCAAAGGAGAUAUGUAUCCCUACAACACAUCGUACUACGUGACCAGGAUGUGUGUUUUAAUGAUUGUUUUGAUUUGUAGCGGCACAACGUUGUAUCAUUACAUAAGAAUAUCAUACGAUAAAAAUCCAAAAAAAUCAAUUAGUGAAGGUUUUGGUUCAUUUUGCGAUACUUUUUCAUUUAUUGAUUCAAGUAAAGCCUUGUUAAAAUUCGAUAAGGACAGCGAACUGAAUGCUCUCUAUGGAUUUAAAGUGAUAAUGAUGAUCUCCAUUAUCAUGGUUCACAGAUUAUUUUCUAUAGUUGGAAACCCGUUGAGUAACCCUAAACGCUUAGAAAGUGUUUAUCUCAAUGGACCAGAUUUUCUAUUAACUGCUUCGAACAUAAUCGACCCAUUUUUUUUCAUAAGCGGUUUUGUUAUGUAUCUGAACAUCUCUCGUGUUCAGAAUGUUACCGACUUAUUGCGCAAUGAUGGCUAUCACAGCGCACAUCGUACCUCAUCACGGCGACGGACCGCUGUGGCCAAAGAUAGUAUGAGAAGAAGCCGAAAUUUGCAAAAAUUAUUGGUGGACCAAUUUGUUGUUCAUAACCAAUUUUCUCGAAACAAAAUACGGAUGCCUCAUAGUGAACUACUACGUGUCUUGUGA
Macrosiphum euphorbiae (potato aphid) is the source of this 978-nucleotide messenger RNA. NCBI's taxonomy places the organism in Eukaryota, Metazoa, Arthropoda, Insecta, Hemiptera, Aphididae. The record is from the annotation of a GenBank genome assembly.